UGUAUGAGCGAGACAAAUACCUACUUCUUUCCCGCUUCUUUCAAUUCCAGAUAUCCACUAACGCCGCCCUAAUCGCUGUCACUAAUGGCGGACAAGAAGAAACGCCGGCGAGCAGCUCACGACUCGGACUCCGAUUCCGACGCCCUCCCUUUCAAAUCCAAGCUAAAACCCGAUUCCGUCAUCCUCCAAACCCUAAAAACCCUCAAGGUCUCCUCCGCCGCCUCUUCUUCCAAAACCCUAACCCUCGCCGAUGUUGGCCUCUCCACCACCUGUCGUGAAGUUACCGACCUCCCAAUCGACGAAGUACAAUACAAUAUUGGAUCAGUAAUGCUUAACCUCGCUCGUUCCAUCCUCGCCGGCGAAGGCUUCUCUUUCAACGUCCCUUCCCGUUCUUCGGCUAACCAACUCUACGUUCCUGAGCUCGACCGCAUCAUUCUCAAAGACAAAUCCUCCGUCCGCGCCUUCAGCAAUGUGUCUACUGUCCGUAAAACAACUAUUACCACUCGAAUCCUUCAGCUCAUCCACCAGCUUUGCACAAAAAACAUCCAUGUUACUAAGCGUGAUCUGUUUUAUACUGAUGUUAAGUUGUUUCAAGAUCAAACACAAUCUGAUGCUGUUUUAGAUGAUGUGUCUUGUAUAUUAGGGUGUACUAGAUCUAGUCUCAAUGUGGUUGCGGCUGAAAAAGGAGUGGUUGUUGGUAGGUUAAUUUUUAGUGAUGAUGGUGAUAUCAUUGAUUGUACGAAAAUGGGAAUGGGAGGGAAAGCUAUUCCUCCAAAUAUUGAUAGGGUUGGGGAUAUGCAGAGUGAUGCAUUGUUCAUAUUGUUGGUUGAAAAGGAUGCAGCUUAUAUGAGGUUGGCUGAAGAUCGGUUUUAUAAUCGAUUUCCUUGUAUAAUUGUGACUGCAAAGGGACAACCGGAUGUGGCAACUAGAUUGUUUUUGAGAAAGAUGAAAAUGGAGCUGAAUUUGCCUGUUCUAGCGUUGGUUGAUAGUGAUCCUUAUGGGUUGAAGAUUUUGUCGGUGUAUGGGUGUGGAUCGAAGAAUAUGUCAUAUGAUAGUGCCAAUUUGACUACACCUGAUAUUAAGUGGUUGGGGAUUAGGCCGAGUGAUUUGGAUAAGUAUAAGAUACCGGAGCAAUGUAGGUUGCCAAUGACUGAACAGGAUAUUAAGACAGGGAAGGAUUUGUUGGAGGAGGACUUUGUGAAGAAGAAUCCAGCAUGGGUUGAGGAGUUAAAUUUGAUGGUGAAGACUAAGCAAAAGGCUGAGAUUCAAGCGUUGAGCUCAUUCGGGUUUCAGUAUCUAUCUGAAGUGUAUUUGCCAUUGAAGCUGCAAGAGCAGGAUUGGCUAUGAGGGUUACAGUCUGUAAUGGCAGCUCCUGCAUACUUAUAUCUUGUAUGGUGAAAUUUGUAUUACUUGAAUUUUAUUGUAUGGUUUACUUUUUGUUGAUAUCAAACUUUCAUCAAAUUAGAGUUCAGCUUUUGUUAACCUGGAACUUGAUCUCUUCUUUUCUAAGAUUGGUGUUUUCCUUUA
Messenger RNA from Nicotiana attenuata, 1527 nucleotides. RefSeq names its product DNA topoisomerase 6 subunit A. Gene Ontology annotation, biological process: DNA topological change; meiotic DNA double-strand break processing; reciprocal meiotic recombination. The coding region runs from base 85 to 1347 and encodes 420 amino acids. The transcript has a single exon. The record is from RefSeq and is a predicted model, not a curated record. Gene Ontology annotation, cellular component: nuclear chromosome. Gene Ontology annotation, molecular function: ATP binding; DNA topoisomerase type II (double strand cut, ATP-hydrolyzing) activity; DNA binding. Lineage: Eukaryota; Viridiplantae; Streptophyta; Magnoliopsida; Solanales; Solanaceae.